This is a messenger RNA of Paracoccidioides lutzii Pb01, 207 nucleotides long. RefSeq lists its product as hypothetical. The coding region runs from base 1 to 207 and encodes 68 amino acids. The transcript has a single exon. The record is from RefSeq and is a predicted model, not a curated record.
AUGGAAAGAUACCCACAGAUAAUAAUAACGAAAGUGAAGAAGGCCCCAACAUCUAGAACCCAAGCCGCACAUGAAGUACAAAAUAAUGCUGAAGACGAGGAUCUGCGCGGACGAGAACGCCACAUCGACGGCAAUUUGAGCAACCCACAAAGCACUAGGUCGGUAGAAGGUGAAAGCUCUAUGCUUGUUCACAAUUGGAUGUUUUAA